Molecule: messenger RNA, 3718 nt
Organism: Bradysia coprophila
Lineage: Eukaryota; Metazoa; Arthropoda; Insecta; Diptera; Sciaridae
Gene: conv
Product: insulin like growth factor binding protein acid labile subunit convoluted
Cellular component (GO): plasma membrane
Molecular function (GO): protein binding
Source: RefSeq, a predicted model, not a curated record
AUAUAUGAUUUCUUCGCGAGGUGUACAAUUGCUUUACCAAAAAGAAAUGUUAAAAAUGGUACGACGUCGUUGCUAAUAAAUUUAGUGUGAUCUUAACGUUAAUUUAUCGGAAAUUAUUUAUUUGCCAACUGAACAGUCUUCCUUUGUGAUAACAAAAACCAAAGAAUCAAAGAAAUGUGAACGAUAUUAACUAAAAAUAACGAAAGAAUUUGGUGAACAUUUUGCGUCAGUAACCUUCACAACACGAACCACAGCAUAUUGGUUUAAAUAACAAGUUAGUUGAGUUGAAAUCAAUGUAAAAAUAAGACACACAUUUUACAUACUCAUGCAACUGUUAUUCGAAAAGAAAAGUGAAAUUCCAUUAUGACGUUCAAAUUCGUUCUGAUCAUCGCCUCAGUCAUCACAAUUAGCUUUAGUGAAUAUAUACCCCCAGGUCCUAAGUACAGAUGCCCAAAGAGAGCCGAUGCGAUAUUCCCUUGUAAAUGCACAAAGGAAAGCGAUGCGGGCAUAUCGGUUCGGUGUGAAAACACAAAUUUGGCUAGCUUAUCGGUUGGAUUUAAUAACCUCGUUCAGUACGAUACACAAAUCGAGGAUUUGACUAUAAACAAAUGUCACAUGAGUCGACUGUACGGAAAAUUAUUCUACAAAACAAAAUGUCGCGUCUUAAUCAUUGAAGAUACACCAAUCAAGGAAAUUGCUGAGCAUACAUUUUACGGGAUAAAUGAAACUCUGCAGGAAUUGCAUGUGAUCAAUACAAUUCUACAAGAGUUUCCUAAGAAAGCACUGAAGGCUCUUGGUCACCUGACUGUACUAAAAAUUGAUAGACACAACAUAUCAAAGCUUGAUCCCGAUAUUUUUGCCGAAAGUGGAGCAUCAGAUAAAUUAGAGAAAAUCCAUUUGACCAAUGGUAACAUAUCCGAUCUACCUAUUGAAGCGUUUCAGGUCCUACGAAAGUUGAAGACACUUGAUUUACAUGGCAAUAAAAUCAGUCAGUUGAAGAAAAAUCAAUUUAAGAACUUGCGGGACCUUGAAAUAUUGGAUAUCAGUUUUAACAAUAUUACAAAGAUGGACUCAUCGCACAUAAGUGACUUGACGAAAUUAGGCUUCUGUAACGUAUCUCACAAUAAUUUGGCUGAAUUAACAAGAGGAACCUUCGCUCGAAGCUCUGUGUUGAAAGUCCUGCACAUGGGUCACAAUAAAAUUAAACGUUUGGACAGUAAUAGUUUCCGUGGUAUGCGUUUCUUGAGGCGAUUAUUCCUGAAUGAUAACAGCAUUACCGAUGUUGGGCGUGGUACAUUCGGUUCCGUCACCCGUAUCGGAACAAUCGAUUUGGCAAGGAAUUCUCUCAAGAAAAUUGACUAUCAAAUGUUUGCCCAAUUAAAUUAUGUUGAGGUCAUCGACGUAUCUGAAAAUCAGAUCCAAGAAAUCCAAAAGCAGUCCUUCAAAGACCUGUACCUAACUGUAAUAAACAUCUCAAGGAAUGCCAUCACUAAAAUUGAAUCGAAUUCAUUUGAAAACUGUGCCAACAUAACUCUACUCGAUUUGUCUCAUAACUUUAUCGAAGAUAUUCCGAAAGAGACGUUCGAUUCAACAACUUAUGCAAAUGAGCUCCAAUUGUCGUACAAUUUUUUAAAGGAUUUGGCGCAGGUGCCAUUGCAUAACAUGACUGGGCUGAAAAUAUUAAAUGUAUCGAACAAUGCGCUGACUGCAAUAUCGAAAAACACUUUUCCCAAACUCUAUGAAUUGCAUACGAUUGAUGUGUCGCAUAACAAUUUAUCGAUGAUAUCGAAUGCAGUCUUUCAGACAUUGUUUUCGCUGAGAAGUUUGAAUUUGAGCUAUAAUUCGUUGGAAAAUGUGAAGCCGGGCGUUUUCGGUACUUUACCCACACUACUUGAAAUGGACUUGAGCAACAAUCAGUUGAAUGACAUCGCUAAAGGAGCCCUGACCAAAUUGGCCAGCUUGCGAUUUUUGACGCUGGACAACAAUCAAUUGGAACGAAUAUUCCAAAUACCCAUAUCGUUGAACCAUCUGACGAUGCGAAAUAAUCGAAUAUCCGAAAUAUCGGCAAGAACCUGGCCGAGUAUGAAUGCACUUUUAUCGUUGGACCUAGCCGGUAAUCAACUGAACGAUACGUUGUUCAGUGGAAGCUUUCAGGGGCUAUUGACGCUGCAGAAAUUGAAUUUAAAUUCAAAUGGUGUCACCAAAAUACCGUGGGAGAGCCUGACACCGUUGUCCACAUUACAGUAUUUGUAUUUAGAGAGUAAUAACGUGACUGAAUUACCGAAAAGUGCCUUUGGAAAGUUGCCCGUUGUCUUCGAAGUGAAUCUACAUAACAACCAAAUAUCACAUAUCAGUUCACACGCCUUCGAGGGUCUUCUUCAAUUGCUCACCCUCAAUUUGUCAUCAAACACUCUGAGAACAAUUCCAACCGACGCAUUUUUCGGCUUGGUGUCGAUGAGAAACAUCGAUUUAUCGCAUAAUUUGUUAGAAAAGUUGGAUAAUAAGACGAAUGGAUUGUUUGAUGACUGUCUAAGUUUGGAGAAGAUUAAUUUAAGUCACAACAGAGUCAGUUUCAUUACCCGGAAAUCGUUUUCAUCGAGCCCAUAUAUCCCAUAUCGUUUGGCGGAUAUUGAUCUGAGCUACAAUGCCAUACCAGUGUUAACGUAUGACAUAACAUUUGGAACGAAAAAAGUGAAGAAAUUGAAUAUUUCGCACAAUUCAAUAAACGACAUCAGACGAGGUGUACUGGGCAACCUGACAUCAUUGGAAGAUCUGGAUAUGUCGCAUAACGAUCUGCACGAUCUGACUACAGAGGCGAACAUAUUCAAGUUGCCCGAGAAUAUCACUUACUUGAGACUCAACCAUAACUCAUUGCAGAAUCUUCCAACAAAAAAUAUUGUUAACAUGACAAGGCUGUCGAUGCUGGACAUUAGAGGCAACGAAUUGGCAAGUGUUGACUAUGAAAUAAUCAAACAAAUUGAAAAGGGUCUACUGGUGCGCUUUGAAGAUAAUCCAAUAAAUUGCGAUUGUCACCUGCGUCCAUUAAAUCACUUUUUCAGUACGUUAACCACCAUACCUGAUGAUUUUAGCAAUAUCACUUGCCACUCCCCUAAGCAUAUCCAGGACGUUAAACUAAUCGAUGUGGCUGACGAUCAUUUGAACUGCGUUAACAACAGCGAAAGUUUCGAAUUUCUAGAAGUUCAACCGGAUUUGAAAUUCCGAGACAUACACUACACCAGGGCGAAGUUAUACAUUCAAUGGUAUGUCACAUCACCGAACAAAGACAUUGCCGACUUUUACAUAAUCGUCCGAAACAAGGACAACACCAUCCUCUUCGAAAAGCAUCUAGCCUACGACGAACGGAGUGUUGAGAUUUUGGAAGACGAACUUCCCAAAAACUUCAGAGAUCACAUCGAAGUGUGUGUUCUGGCCAAAAAUAGUGACGGUGUGAUCCGAAGUUGGUUCAUUUCGCAAUGCUUCGAUUUGACGACCAAUUUCGAAACGGUCGUGCGUAAAUUCAAUGCAAAUUACAACUACGAAUAUUCGAUUGUUUCGCCGAAAAAGAAAGUUUUGGGCAGAUCGAACAGGGACGGUGAGAGGUCUCGAGCCGUCGAUGCUGUGAUGAGCGUAAAUUUGAUUUUGGUUUGUUGUUUGUUGACCAUUUUGAAUAAAACGAUUAGGUGGGUUUAGUUCGCCAUAACUAAAAUAUUGUUUAAUC